AUGUCGUGCUCCAGCCUGUGCAUCCCUUCCUGUGGGGUGGCCGCCCCGGCCCCGCUGGCUGACACCGCCAACGAGCCCUGCGUGCGCCAGUGCCCCGACUCCACGGUGGUCAUCCAGCCCCCGGCCUCGGUGGUCACCUUCCCCGGGCCCAUCCUCAGCUCCUUCCCUCAGUACAGCGUUGUUGGCUCAGCGGGAGCCCCCGGUGUUGGAGGGGGUUACGGCGGCACUUUUGGAGGCCGUGGUGGUUUUGGAGGCUUUGGGGGCUAUGGGGUGUACGGAGGCCUUGGGGGCUCUGGGGGCUAUGGAGGCUAUGGGCUUUAUGGGGGCUACGGAGGCCUUGGGAGCUGCGGAUAUGGCGGCUGGCGCCGUGGCCACAGGUACCUCAGUGGCAACUGCGGACCCUGCUAA
This is a messenger RNA of Charadrius vociferus (killdeer), 408 nucleotides long. RefSeq names its product claw keratin-like. The record is from RefSeq and is a predicted model, not a curated record. The transcript has a single exon. Gene Ontology annotation, molecular function: structural constituent of cytoskeleton. Gene Ontology annotation, cellular component: intermediate filament. Lineage: Eukaryota; Metazoa; Chordata; Aves; Charadriiformes; Charadriidae. Bases 1 to 408 code for a protein of 135 amino acids.